AUGAGCUAUACAUCUGAUGAUCAGCCGAACCCCUAUGGUGAAAUUUGUAUCAGGGGUCCCAUUAUUUGGAAAAGAGAGAUUUUUGGUAAAGUUUGUAAAGUUGGGGUUAUAACAGGACAUGAAGGGCCUGUGAAUUAUUUGCAAGCUUCAUCAUCCAAUAGACUUGGUGGUGGCUUUUUGUUGUAUAGUGCAGUACCGCCAAUCCCGCACUCGCUCAGCUGUUAUAUAAGCUAUAAGUUGUUUGAUAAAAUGUUUAUACCAGCUGGUUCAGGUUUUGCUUCUAUUGUUAUUGGAAGCUUUGCUAGGAACUUAGUUAUUGAUAAAAUGGCCUUCACUCAGUUCACAUUAAGAUAUAGUAUUCAGUACACCUGUUGGUGGCCAUUCUUGCACUGGACGAAGAGUCAGUUGGGAAGGCUGCAGAGAGGCUUAUUUCAAGCAAAGGGGAACUCAAAACACAGCUUGAGAAUUUUCGCAGGGAUCCUAACAUAUCAAGAAGUCUACACUUUAACUAUUGGGUACCAUGAACUAACAGGGUCAAAGAUUUCUUUGAAAAAGCCGUUGUUAGUGCUCAAGAAAGUCAAGCAUAUGGAUGGAGAAAAUUGUAGUGAUGUUGAGUUGCAGGUUGUUGGAAUCAUUAGACAUAAGAUUCUGUUCAAGACCAGACCAAAGGCCCUAAUUUCUAAGCCACAGAUAACAUCUAGAGAAAAGCAAAAGACUAUCAUGUUAGGCUCUGCAAAUUCAAACCAAGUUGUGUAAUAUUCACCGUCUGUCAUUGAAUGAACUCAAGUUGGACCAGAAGUCUAGAGAAGUACAAGGAUACACACAUCCCUCUUUUCUACACUGCACGUAAAAAUUUGACAAUCUUCAUGUGUCAUUCUCAUAUGUAUUUGUAAUUUAGAAUCUUGGCAAUCAUAUGUGGAGCACAAUUGAUGGCGAAAGUGGCUGUAAUAUAUGAUUAAAGGGUGUUUGGAGUGUCAUUAAUCAUUAUCUUAAUAUAUAUUUUGGUGUAAAUGUGCAACUAAUGCAUAUUAAACUAAAGCUUGUCCGAACUUCUAAUUGUGUAGAGGAUUGAAAUAUGAAUAUAAUACAGAAGAUAUCUUUGGGUUUAUAA
Molecule: messenger RNA, 1111 nt
Organism: Vicia villosa (hairy vetch)
Lineage: Eukaryota; Viridiplantae; Streptophyta; Magnoliopsida; Fabales; Fabaceae
Exons: 7
Coding region: 1-756 (251 amino acids)
Biological process (GO): mitotic sister chromatid cohesion
Cellular component (GO): Ctf18 RFC-like complex
Source: RefSeq, a predicted model, not a curated record